This is a messenger RNA of Physeter macrocephalus (sperm whale), 1845 nucleotides long. It is a transcript of the gene CMKLR2, whose product is annotated as chemerin chemokine-like receptor 2. Gene Ontology annotation, cellular component: plasma membrane. Gene Ontology annotation, biological process: phospholipase C-activating G protein-coupled receptor signaling pathway; complement receptor mediated signaling pathway; inflammatory response. Gene Ontology annotation, molecular function: G protein-coupled receptor activity; complement receptor activity. The coding region runs from base 320 to 1387 and encodes 355 amino acids. The transcript is spliced from 2 exons. The record is from RefSeq and is a predicted model, not a curated record. Lineage: Eukaryota; Metazoa; Chordata; Mammalia; Artiodactyla; Physeteridae.
UACACACGUGUACACACUGAGUAAAGAAUUUGUGCAUUGCUUACUUUUCUCCUGGAAUACAUGAUGAAUUUUUAUGGAGGGUAGGAUAGGAAGGGAAGAACCACAUUCAAGUGAAACCCAACAUCAUUCUCCUCUACAGUAUCAUUUCAAAAGCCAGAUAAAAGCCAAAUCAGGAGGCUGGGAGAAGAGUGUCCAACGUAGCUGUUCUGAAAACCACCCUCCAUUUCAUUCUGGAGCAGGGAGGUUACACCACACAUCACAAAAGCUUCUCUCCUCGCAGAAAAUUAACUGAUUUCUUCAUUCUGCAUUUAGCAAGGUUAUGGAAGAUCUAGAGGAAACACUAUUUGAAGACUUUGAGAACUACUCCUAUGCCCUGGAAUAUUACUCCCCAGAGACUGACUUGGAAGAGAAAGCACACCUAGGAGUCGUUCACAGCAUCUCCCUCGUGUUAUACUGUUUGGCAUUUGUUCUGGGCAUUCCAGGAAAUGCCCUUGUCAUUUGGUUUACGGGAUUCAAGUGGAAGAAGACAGUCACCACUCUCUGGUUCCUCAACCUAGCCAUCGCAGAUUUCAUUUUUCUUCUCUUCUUGCCCCUGUACAUCUCCUACGUGGCCAUGAAUUUCCACUGGCCCUUUGGCAUCUGGUUGUGCAAGGCCAAUUCCUUCAUUGCCCAGUUGAACAUGUUUGCCAGUGUUUUCUUCCUGACGGUGAUAAGCCUGGACCGCUAUAUCUACUUGAUCCACCCUGUCUUAUCUCAUCGGUACCGGACCCUAAGGAACUCUCUGAUUGUUAUUAUAGUUGUUUGGCUUUUGGCUUCACUAAUGGGUGGUCCAGCCCUGUUUUUCCGGGACACUCUGGAGUUCAAUAACCACACUCUUUGCUAUAACAACUUCCACGAGCAUGAUCCUGACCUCACGUUGAUGAGGCAUCAUAUUCUGACCUGGGUGAAAGUUAUUGUUGGGUACCUCUUCCCUCUUCUAACAAUGAGCAUUUGCUACUUGUGCCUUAUCUUCAAGGUGAAAAAGCGAAGCAUUCUGAUCUCCAGUAAGCACUUCUGGACCAUCCUGGCUGUGGUCAUUGCCUUUUUGAUGUGCUGGACUCCUUAUCACCUGUUUAGCAUUUGGGAGCUCACGAUUCACCACAAUAGCUAUUUCCACCAGGUGCUGCAGGCCGGAAUCCCCCUCUCCACUGGCUUGGCAUUCCUCAAUAGUUGCUUGAACCCCAUCCUUUAUGUCCUAAUUAGUAAGAAGUUCCAAGCACGCUUUCGGGCCUCAGUUGCUGAGAUACUAAAAUAUACGCUGUGGGAAGUGAGCUGUUCUGGCACAGUGAGCGAACAGCUCGGGAACUCUGAAACCAAGAAUCUGUGUCUCCUGGAAACAGCCCAGUGAAUUCUUACUCUUCCACAAAUCAGUAUAUGGCUUUUGUGUGGGUCCCCUGACAGAUGCUUUCGGAUUAUUUGGGUCCAAGACAUAGAGCUGACUGUAUCUUUUUAUUGUUUUUGGUCAUUUUACUGGCAUCAUAUUUUUCUAUUGAUAUAAAACAUAAGAAGGAUCUUCGGUUUUUUUUUCCAGCAACUUAAAUUAUCUGUGUUAUUCUUGCUAAUUAUACUGUAGUGGAUUAAUUAACACUAUUUUUUCAAUUUUAAUGACUUUUUUAAAGUUCUAAAUCUUAAUAUUAAAUAUAUGACUAAUUUCAAAAAUAUAAAAAUGUGUGCUUAAGCUCACUUUAAUUUUGCACAAGUAACCUAUUAGACCUAGUCUUAAAAUACAACAUAUGUACUUAAUUUCUUUAUUUCAUGUAAUCUGUAUAUUGCAUUUAUGAAUUAAAGUAAUAGUUGGUUAUAGUA